ACCCGAGGUGGUGGAGCGCUGGUUGAAGACGCUCCCGACGGUGGAGGGAGCGAGCGAGAUGUUCGGACCGGAGGAGACGUUUCCGCGACCGUUGGAUUCGGCGCUGUAUCGAAAGAUUCAACGGAGGGUGCGGGAUGAGGUGGUGGAGCCGUUGAGAAAGACGCGCGGGCGAACGCCGCACGGACGCGGAGGGUGCGCGGUGGACGCGUUUUGCGUCUUGGCGUUUUAUAUCGCGGCCAUGGUGGCGUACUGGCGGAAUCCGACGUUGAUGAGCGGAUGCGUGCUCGGUUUAGCGGGGUACUGGUCGGGCACUGGGUUGCAACACACCGCGAACCACGGCGGGUUGACGAAGAGCAGUUUUUGGAAUCAGUUCUGGGGUUGGCUCGGGAACGACGUCGCCAUCGGUAAGAGUUCGGUGGAGUGGCGGUAUCAUCACAUGGUGAGCCAUCACUCGUACUGUAACGACGCGGAUUUGGAUCAGGAUGUGUACACCGCACUGCCGCUCCUGCGCCUGGACCCGUCUCAGGAGUUGAAGUGGUUUCAUCGAUACCAGGCGUUUUACGCCCCGCUCAUGUGGCCGUUUUUGUGGCUCGCGGCGCAGUUUGGCGACGCGCAGAACAUCCUGAUCGACCGAGCGUCGCCGGGCGUCGCGUACAAGGGAUUGAUGGCGAACGAGGUCGCGCUGUACGUUCUCGGUAAGGUUUUACACUUUGGUCUUCUCCUCGGCGUUCCUGCGUACUUGCACGGAUUGUCCAACGCGAUCGUUCCAUUCUUGGCGUACGGCGCAUUCGGCUCCUUCGUCCUGUGCUGGUUCUUCAUCGUCAGCCAUAACCUCGAAGCGCUGACACCCGUUAACCUUAACAAGUCCACGAAGAACGACUGGGGGGCGUGGCAGAUCGAGACAUCGGCGUCUUGGGGCAACGCGUUCUGGAGCUUCUUCUCUGGAGGUCUGAACCUGCAAAUCGAGCACCACCUCUUCCCGGGCAUGGCGCACAACCUGUACCCGAAGAUGGUGCCGAUCAUCAAGGACGAGUGUGCGAAAGCGGGCGUUCGCUACACCGGUUACGGUGGCUACACCGGCCUGCUCCCGAUCACCCGCGACAUGUUCUCCUACCUCCAUAAGUGUGGCCGAACGGCGAAACUAGCCUAA
Ostreococcus tauri is the source of this 1150-nucleotide messenger RNA. RefSeq names its product Fatty acid desaturase, type 1. The annotation marks the transcript as partial. The transcript has a single exon. Gene Ontology annotation, cellular component: membrane. Gene Ontology annotation, biological process: lipid metabolic process. Lineage: Eukaryota; Viridiplantae; Chlorophyta; Mamiellophyceae; Mamiellales; Bathycoccaceae. Gene Ontology annotation, molecular function: oxidoreductase activity, acting on paired donors, with oxidation of a pair of donors resulting in the reduction of molecular oxygen to two molecules of water. The record is from RefSeq and is a predicted model, not a curated record.